This is a messenger RNA of Vicia villosa (hairy vetch), 795 nucleotides long. Its product is annotated as protein LURP-one-related 15-like. The coding region runs from base 125 to 706 and encodes 193 amino acids. The record is from RefSeq and is a predicted model, not a curated record. The transcript has 4 exons. Lineage: Eukaryota; Viridiplantae; Streptophyta; Magnoliopsida; Fabales; Fabaceae.
CUCUCUACAACCGCCAUAAUCUAGGUAUAUAAAUAACCUUCAGGUCAAACUAUAGAACAAUCAUUCUACAUUUACAACUUCAACAAAAAUUAAGAAAUAAUUUGUUUGAAAUUCUCUGAUCAUCAUGGAAAAUCAACCACAACUCUCUGCAACCGCAGUUAUCAGCCCUCAAUACUGUGCUCCAGCUACGCAUCCAGUUGAUUUGAUAAUCAUAAAGGAGAGGACUCGAGGAAGACAUAACUUCACUGUCACAGACAUCAACAACAACAUUAUAUUUACAGUUAAAAGUCCUCUUGUAAGCAUCGUAACACCGCGCCAACACCGGUUCUUGUAUGAUGCUAACGGAAACCCAAUUCUCCAUCUUCGUAGAUCGUUGCUAGCUGCAGAUGAUAAAUGGAAAGCAUAUAGAGGUGAAAGUGAAGAGCCACAGGACCUCAUCUUUACUAGGGAGCGAUCCUCGUUAAUGCCGUUAAGGACCAAAUUAAAUGUGUAUUUGGCAAAUAAUAGCACACAAGAUUGUGAUUUCACUGUCAAAGCAAAUUUAUCUCAACUAUCUUGGAAAGUUUACCUCGGCAAUUCCGACAAUUUUGUUGCUCAGAUAGAGAAGCAGCGUGGCAGUAUGUUUAACAGGGAAAAGUUCAUGGUCACUGUUUCUCCCAAUAUGGAUUAUGCUUUCAUUGUGGCUCUAGUUGUGACUUUUGAUUAAGUUUUAGGUUUACAUUUUCAAUUUUUUGUUUGUUUGUGUAAAUGUAAAGAUAUAUUUUCUCAUAAAUUUAAGAAAAAUGAUAUUUGUAU